CUCUCGGCUGGAGCAGGAGGCGCGCGCCCGACAGGAUCAAACAGACAUUUAAAGAAGUCGGCAGGGUGGGACUGAGUAAUCCAGGAAGUGUGGAGGCUGGUCGGGUGGGAGGCGACGAACCGGGACAGGUGACACACCGGCACUCAGGUUUAUGACCUCUGACCUCUGACUGUAGGACCAAAGAGGAGGGGACAGGAGACAGACACCCGUCGUCUCUUGGGUUUAUGGACUGGAGGUGGCCAUGUCUCCAGGAGAGGACGGUCUGAUUGGGAUCCCCUUCCCGGAGCACAGCAACGAGCUCCUGUCCCACCUCAAUGACCAGAGGAGGACAGGACUCCUGUGCGACCUCACCCUGACCUCCCGCGGGGCUCGUUACCCGACACAUCGCUCCGUCAUGGCCGCCGUCAGUCUCUACUUCCGGCGCUUGUUCGGCGCGGAGGAGGGCGGCAGCGAGGGCGGCGGCGGGUUCAGCGUCUGCCAGCUGGACUGCGUGGCGCCCGACGCCCUGGACGCUCUGCUGGAGUUCGCAUACACCGCCACGCUGACCAUCCCCAGCUCCGCCAUGAGAGACGUGCUGCGAGGGGCCCAGCUGCUGGGCAUCCAGUGCGUGGCGGACGCCUGCAGGGACAUCCUCGGGGAGACGGCGGAGACGGAGGGGGAGGAGCAGAGACCCCAACAAACCACGAGCGAGAAGAAAACGGCGGCGAUGCAGAGCGGCGUGGAGAAACUGUCGAGACGAAAAGACAAGAACAAGGUGAAGAAAAUCCGGCCGCAUCACAACAACUUCUCACCGCCGAACGUGCUGCCUGCCUCCCCCAUCUCCCGCCUCUCCCCCGCCUCUGACAACCACCGAUCCCUGCCCCCCACCCAGCCGCCGAGCCUCGUUCAGGAGGAGCUGCGCCUCUCGCCGGGGCAGAACGGGGAUUCCAGGCCCAUGAGAGAGGCAGGGACGGGAGCCACGCUGAACGGAGGGUUGCUCCACUGGCCGCACGAUCGCCCCCGCGUCGCCCACCCGCCCCCCGCCAACCAGCUGCCCGAGGACGAGGAGGCGGAGAGUUUAGGCGACGACGUGAUGCUGAUGAGGAGCAGCUCCGAACCUACCUCUGCGGCGGACCGAGGCGCCGCCGCGUCCGUCGCAGGAGGGGGGAGGAAGAGGAAGUCCCAAACCCCCCAGCAGUGUCCGGUGUGUCAGAAAAUCAUCCACGGAGCAGGAAAACUGCCCCGACACAUGAGGACGCACACCGGAGAGAAACCCUUCCAAUGCUCCGCCUGCGGCGUCCGCUUUACACGCAACGAUAAGUUGAAGAUCCACAUGAGGAAACACACGGGCGAACGCCCGUACACCUGCCCCCACUGCCCCGCCCGCUUCCUCCACUCGUACGACCUGAAGAACCACCUGUCCCUGCACAGCGGGGCGCGGCCCUUCGAGUGCCCGCUCUGCCACAAGGCCUUCGCCCGGGAGGACCACCUCCAGCGCCACCGCAAGGGCCACAGCUGCCUGGAGCAGCGCACGCGCCGGCCCCGGCGGGGGCCCGAGCUGAUGGAGGACGGCGGCCGGAGCGAGCAGUCCAGUCCUCUGUCCUUCCAGCCCCACCCCUCGGUGUUCCGCCCCCGCUCGCUCCUGGAAGGCGGCGGCGGCGGCGUAUCGGGAAGCGGCCUGCCGCUGAUGUUUCCCGGAGACGUGGAACGGGAGAGGGAACGCUCGCUCGCCCUCCAGGCUCUGGCCCAGCUCGGUCCUCACAGGUUGACCAACUACCACGAGCUUUUCCUGCGAGGCCUGCUGGGAGGCAGAGAGGGGGAGGGGGAGGAGCCAGGGAGGACCCACUCUCCGGCGCUGCAACGCGACCGAUGGGCCGAAGAAGAGGAAAUGGGAGAGGAAGAAGCAGAAGAAGGGGAAUGAUAAUAAAAAGACUUGUAUGUGGUAAAGCAUCCACAGUAAAAAAAAAAAUAUAAUAUAUCUAAAUAUAUAAUUAUCUCAGGUGGCUGGACUAAUGACCUGCUCCCGUACAGAGAGCACUUAAAAAAUGUAUCAAAGUUUAAAGGGAGGAAAACGGGUUUUCUGAAUUCUUUUAAAUGUUGGUUCUUCUGGUUUUGGACGUUUAUUUAGUUUGUUUUGUUGUUUAAAUUUCAAGUUCUUUAUGUUUGAGCUCUCUCUAAUGAUUUGAAUCAGUUUUGUUCUUGUUGGUGUUUAAAAACUGGGAUCUUUUUCACUAUGCAAACUAAAACCCGGGAUUAGACAGAAGACCUCAGUGAGGUUUGUGUGCCCCCUUGUCAGUCAGAAAGGCUUUUUCUAUGGGAUCAAUCUUGUGCCAGCAGGAACUGAAUCUGAAUUGCUCAGAUUGAAUCUGAAUGUGCAGAAUUUGUAAUUG
Austrofundulus limnaeus is the source of this 2369-nucleotide messenger RNA. It is a transcript of the gene zbtb7b, whose product is annotated as zinc finger and BTB domain containing 7B. Gene Ontology annotation, biological process: positive regulation of gene expression; regulation of transcription by RNA polymerase II. The record is from RefSeq and is a predicted model, not a curated record. The coding region runs from base 242 to 1900 and encodes 552 amino acids. NCBI's taxonomy places the organism in Eukaryota, Metazoa, Chordata, Actinopteri, Cyprinodontiformes, Rivulidae. Gene Ontology annotation, molecular function: protein binding; RNA polymerase II cis-regulatory region sequence-specific DNA binding; DNA-binding transcription factor activity, RNA polymerase II-specific. The transcript is spliced from 4 exons.